CGUAAGGGAAAAGAUAUGGAUCGCGAGGGAUCGUUGAAGAGUAGUGGUUCGUCACCGUGGAUGCAGCCGGGUAUCGGAGGUGGAGGUGGCGCGGCCCACACAGGUGGGACAGGUGACGACGAAGCUCCGAAAGAUCCCGGUGUUCGGAUCACUCAUCAACCUUUCACCGAGAAAGACUACGAAGGUCACAGAGCGCACACGGUGUAUGUGGGCGUGCAUCUACCAGGCGAAAGGAGACAUCGUCGUCAUCACAAGCACCAUCAUUCUCAACGUCAAACGUACAGUGCCGAUAAGGAUAAUGUCGACAACGAUAGGCCCAGACAAUUGCUGAUGACUCGAAGGAGUCGACUAUCUAGUAUCUGCGAUCCCGACGGCGAGAUGAUACUUACACCCCCAGCCCAGAGGGUGCAAUUUAUUCUGGGCGAAGAAGUUGGCGACGAUGCACACGAAUCCCAUCCUCUCUUCUCCGAGAUGGAGGAGCUCGUCAAGGAUGGUGACGAGAUGGAAUGGAAGGAAACAGCCAGGUGGAUCAAAUUUGAAGAAGAUGUCGAGGAGGGUGGAAAUAGAUGGAGCAAACCACACGUAGCGACUCUUUCGCUACACGCCCUCUUCGAACUGAGGAGCCUGCUGUUAAAUGGAACUGUGAUGUUGGACAUGGAAGCGAACAGUCUUGAACAGAUUGCUGAUUUGGUUCUCGACAAUAUGAUCAAUAAAGGCUCAUUGCCGGCCGAGUCGAGAGAAAAGGUGAGGGAAGCUCUUCUGGUGAGGCAUCGGCAUCAACACGAGAGACGUAAAGAUAACAACAUGUCUAGGCUACCUAUUAUCAGAUCAUUGGCCGAAAUAGGUCGAAAUCAUUCCUCUUCGAAGAAUUACGACUGUACGUGUGGUUUGCAUGCGUUGUUGACGUCAGAUUUACAGGAGCGUCGCGGUAGGGACGCCUACGCGCCCUCCGUCGCUCGCAGCAGCAGUUGUCCAAAUCCAAACACAGCUCUACUUUCGAAAGAAACGAAAGAUUUGAAAGGACCGUAUCUUCUGGUUCCAGACGAAUUCGGCAUUCCCCACGUGGUCGGAUUCACAACAUGGUUCGCGAUGUGUCAACUAAAAGUGGAGGAAUCGAAUUCCGCUCCGGCGAUCGCCGGCGCAACAAGUCACGGCAGUGGGCCAGCGUUGAAUGCGGGUAGCCGUUUCCUUGCUAUACCUGGCCAAGAACCAGGCUCUAACGGAAUGGAUCGAAGUCCGAGUAGCGUGUCAAUUAGCCGAAAUCACAGUUCGUCCGCCUUAGAAAACGGAGACGCGAAUCACAAGGGUAAUACGCAUUUCAUGCGGAAGAUACCUGCGGGAGCCGAGGCGAGCAAUAUUCUCGUAGGAGAGGUGGAUUUUUUAGAUAAAAGUCUGUCGGCUUUCAUUCGAUUGAGCCAAGCUGGAAUAAUGGGCGAUUUGACGGAAGUUCCUGUGCCAACGAGAUUUAUAUUUGUUCUGCUUGGACCAACGGGAGGGCUCACUGGUUUCCACGAGAUUGGUCGCGCAAUGGCUACUUUGAUGUCUGACGAGGUCUUCCACGAUGUGGCUUACAAGGCGAAGAACAGAAAUCAUCUUCUCGCCGGAAUUGACGAGUUCUUGGAUGCGGUCACGGUUCUACCACCAGGAGAAUGGGAUCCUGCGAUCAGAAUAGAACCGCCUGCUGCCAUUCCUUCGCAGGAUGUAAGGAAACGACCGAAAGAAGAAAAACCGAAAGAAGAACUGGACGAAGAAGCUGAUGAACAAAAAUUGAGGGAAGAAUCCGGACUCUCGAGGUCUGGUAAGCUUUUCGGUGGUUUGAUAAACGAUAUCAAGAGGAAAGCGCCGUUUUAUUUCUCCGACUUCAAAGACGCGUUGGCUCUUCAAUGUGUAGCUUCUUUUAUCUUUCUAUAUUUUGCCUGUCUCUCGCCUAUAAUCACGUUUGGCGGUUUACUGGGCGAGGCUACGGGAAAAAAUAUGGCCGCCAUGGAGUCGUUAGUAUCUGGUUUCGUUUGCGGUAUCGGAUAUGGAUUUUUUUCUGGACAACCUUUAACCAUCCUCGGUUCAACCGGUCCCGUUUUAGUCUUCGAGACGAUAGUCUAUGAAUUCUGCAAGAAAUCGGAUUGGAACUACAUGUCGUUCCGUUUUUGGAUUGGCUCAUGGAUAACCUUAAUUUUGGUAAUUCUCGUAGCGAUCGACGCUAGUGCUUUCGUGUGCUACAUCACACGUUUCACAGAAGAAAACUUCGCCACCCUGAUCGCGUUUAUCUUCAUCUAUAAAGCCAUUGAAAACGUAUUGUCCAUCGGCAAGAAAUAUCCUAUUAAUACCCAUGCAAACGAUCCGUUCGACUACGAGUGUUGGUGUAGGCCGCCGAACGGCAGCCUACCGUCUAGCUACGACAACAUUAAUUGGACGGCGCUCGAUCAAAAAACGUGCCAGAAUUACAACGGUACGCUAGUGGGCGACGGUUGCAACCUACCGCACUAUAUACCUGAUGUGUUCCUCAUGUCAAUUAUACUAUUCAUGGGCACAUUUCUGUUAUCCGUUGAGCUCAAAGACUUCAAGAACGCUCUCUUCUUUCCGUCAAAGGUCAGACAAGUCGUUAGUGAUUUUGCGGUGAUCAUAGCAAUUUUUUCGAUGAGUACUCUCGAUCAUUUCGCGAAUAUUCCCACGCCGAAACUCGAGGUACCAACGGAAUUCAAGCCAACGUUGGCCGAUCGAGGAUGGAUAAUCUGGCCUUUUCAAAGUAAUCCAUGGUGGAGCGCUAUUGUUGCAAGUCUGCCAGCUUUAUUAGGUACUAUAUUGAUUUUUAUGGAUCAACAAAUCACAGCCGUGAUAGUAAAUAGGAAAGAGAAUAAAUUAAAGAAAGGAUGUGGCUAUCAUUUGGAUCUAUUCGUUCUCGCGAUUCUGAUAGAAAUUUGCUCGGUAAUGGGAUUACCCUGGUUCGUAGCGGCAACCGUACUUUCGAUUAAUCAUGUGAACUCGUUGAAACUGGAAUCGGAAUGCGCCGCACCAGGAGAAAAACCACGGUUCCUUGGUGUUCGCGAGCAGCGAGUAACGCAUAUUUUAAUCUUUUUGAUGAUCGGUUGUUCGGUCCUACUCACACCAAUGUUGAGACACAUACCUAUGCCGGUAUUAUUCGGCGUUUUUCUUUAUAUGGGAGUCGCUUCGUUGAAAGGACUUCAAUUUUUCGACAGAAUUUUAAUUAUGUUGAUGCCGGUUAAAUACCAACCCGAUUAUAUGUUUCUUCGUCAGGUACCAUUGAAACGCGUACACCUAUUUACAACGAUACAAUUGACUUGUUUAGCCUGUUUGUGGAUCAUCAAAUCCUUCAGCAGUACUUCCAUUCUCUUCCCUUUGAUGCUGAUGGUGAUGAUUGGAAUACGCAAGUCCUUAGAUUUGAUGUUCACGCAACGGGAGUUGAAGAUCCUGGACGAUAUUAUGCCGGAACCAAGCAAAAAACAUGCCGAAGAUCUUCGUCAACUGGAGAGCGGCGAGAUAGACUUGAUACGAUCGAAGGAAAGCAUCAGCCCGUUAACGAUUAACGGCACUACUUCGGCCGAGACUUCUGUUUAACGAAAACAACGCUACACUGGGAACGAUUCGCAAGAUCGUUUUUAAUCGUUAAAAUAUCCCGAAGAUUCCAAUUAAUCGAUACAAUAUGUUUUAAUUUUUACCGUACGCGUUAUUGCCAGCCAGGUUACAAACACAAUUAUGGUGAAUCGUUGAAAGAAAAUUAUCAAGAACAAUAAUCAAAUUGAAGCAUGUGGAACACUUUGAUACCUAUAUGAAAGUUUAAACAGCGAUAAAAAUAAGUGAAAAAUAAUUUUUUUUUUUUAUUUUACAGAAAAUAAAAUCGCAUGCAAGACUAUCUUAUCUCAUUGCAUUUGUAAUUUGAUCGAGUGCAAUUAAUGAGUGCCACUGACAUAUAUCUAGAUUGUAACUAACAUGAACGUAUUUUAUUCAUAUAAAAAAGAAAAAAAAAGGAAAAAAAAGAAAAAAAGAAGAAAAUGAAGAAACGCACAUGAUUAAAAUUUAAAAUAAAAUGUUUUAGCUUUAAGAUUCGAUUCACUGAUAAUUUGAUGCGUGAAUUGUCAUUUAUUGAAUCAUGAAUUUAUCGAUGAAAAUAUUGUUGUCAGUGUGCAAUAACGUGUAAUUUGUAAUUUAAUGAUUAUAUGGAUUAAAGAUAGUUCGUGCCCGAAGAGGAUGAUGAAGUAUGCCAAGAAAACCCCUUUGAUAUAUCGACGUUUCCUUCGAGGGAUGUCUCGUAGUGAAGCUUGGCCGAGCAUGUCCUCGAUCAUAAAAAAAAAGUCGAAAAAUUGACAAAAUUCAUCCUCGACCAACAAAUUAUGCAACAACUUCUUUUUUUAACUCGAUUGGUUUUUAUGCAAAUUCUUAAAGAGUAUUUUCUGAAAAUUUUCGAUAUACGUAUAUAAUACCGGCCAACAGCGACAAUAUCUAUAUUAUUUAAUAGAAUAAAUGUACAUGUUUUUUACACUGAAAUUUAAUUGUAUGAAAACUCAUUCGGGAAGAAUUAAUAGCAGAGAAUCAUUUUCCAUAUUUUUUAUCAAAAUUUUAGCACGACUGAAUUUUCCCAUGUGUAACGCCGUCCCUUGAAGGAUGUCCUUUUUUUCAAGAAAGGGAAACGAACAAUGAGAUUUUUUAUCAUACUGCAGUCUUUCACAUAGUAAGUGUAACGAUCUCGAUUUUUAAAAAUUUAAAUAAAAAUUUAUGCGGAUCGUUGCACGAAUAAGUUGUCAUUUUUCUUCUCCGAUUUUCAACCCGAUCGAUGGAAAAAUGAGACGAUUGGUGUGAGAAGAUUAAAAGAGAAUAAUUUAAUACGAUAUUUUUCAAAUGACACGUUAUCAAAUUAUUAUACACGUUAAAUUUCCAAGGCUUUACAAAUACAGUCGAAAAUUGCGUGAUAAGUCGGUAAACGAAGAACGAUUGAAUUCUUUGUAUUUCACGAAAAAACAUCGUAAAUUAAACGACUAAGAAUGAUAAGGGGGCGUUAAUAAGCCUCAUCCUGUACAACAUUAUAUUGGAACAUCUCCAUUGAUAUUAUUACAACAAAGUACGAAACAAGGCAAUCGUUCGUGUUGAUGUUACGUGUGUUUGUAUAUAUAUUUAAGAAAGAAAAUCAUCUGCAGUUCUGUAUAAGCUCGCAAUGGGAAAGAAGUCAUUAAUUGGAGCUAUACGCGAACUUUUCUGAUGAUGUUUAAGAAAUAUGUUUGUUAUAUCGCUGCUUAAGUAUUAACUGGUUGUGAUUAGAUUUUCCACUGAGAAAGACCGUCGUUAUUCGCGCCUUUUGUUUUAAAGAUACAAAAAAAGAAACACCAUUUUGUAUAUCAUGUGCGAGAUAAAUGAAACUCUUCUUUAAAAGAUACAUGUAAAAAAUUAUAAUAAAAUGAUGGAGAUGUGAAACGAUAUUCUGCUAGAUAAUAUAUUAAUUGCAUAUAGUAACAUUUAAUUUGCAUAUUUUAUAAAAAUCGCAAACAUGUUUACUCCGUCUUUUUUAUAAAAAUAUCAUAAGUGUAUAUUAUGCAUUAUUUAGAAGAUCUAGUCCAGCAUAAUCACAAUGGAAUACCAAAGAUUUUUCAAAAAUAAUGAUGAUCGAUCGAAGUUGAAAGCAUAGAAAUAUAAAUUUAAGCAUAGUAUCGUAUAGCAUCAAAUAUAUAUAGAUUUUAUUGCCAGUUUAUUUUGUAUAUACUAAAGUUCAUCAUUCUCGAUAUCAUUUAAUUUUCAUUAUGAAUAGAAAAGUGUGUAACGAAUAAUUUUGUUAAUAAUUAAGCAGUAUGUACUUGGGUAUAAAGGAUAAACAAGUUGUGUGCACACAAUUGUGAUUGAUUACGUGGUGUGCAUAAUACACACAAUAGUUCAGGAGGAGACUCAUUGCGAGCAACAAUUGUAUAUAAUCAGCUGCAAUCAUAUAAGUCGCUGCCAUGCAUGCAAUCGAUGUAUUAGUCCUCUUUAACGGAAUUGCUGAUAAAUUCUGAUUAAAAAAAAAAAAAAAAAAAAAAAAAAAA
Molecule: messenger RNA, 6023 nt
Organism: Apis mellifera (honey bee)
Lineage: Eukaryota; Metazoa; Arthropoda; Insecta; Hymenoptera; Apidae
Gene: Ndae1
Product: electroneutral sodium bicarbonate exchanger 1
Exons: 22
Coding region: 16-3573 (1185 amino acids)
Biological process (GO): bicarbonate transport; monoatomic anion transport; transmembrane transport
Cellular component (GO): plasma membrane
Molecular function (GO): solute:inorganic anion antiporter activity; monoatomic anion transmembrane transporter activity; sodium:bicarbonate symporter activity
Source: RefSeq, a predicted model, not a curated record